Molecule: messenger RNA, 1323 nt
Organism: Geosmithia morbida
Lineage: Eukaryota; Fungi; Ascomycota; Sordariomycetes; Hypocreales; Bionectriaceae
Product: Fatty acid desaturase
Exons: 3
Coding region: 1-1323 (440 amino acids)
Biological process (GO): lipid metabolic process
Source: RefSeq, a predicted model, not a curated record
AUGGCAAGUGGUGUGGUUUACGACGCGAACCUCACAAGAUCCGACGUACUCGUCCUCAAGAAUAUCGAAGCCGACAUUUACAAUCACCGACAUGAGGAGACGCUCGACGCUAGUGGUGAUGGGGAUGCUCCCAAGUCGAGAGCCGGAACUGCACCGGCAGACCGAGACGACGACGAUGAGGCGACGGUCCAGACGCUGAGGGACCUCAACAACCCGAAGAGCGAGCAGUUCGAGCCGACAGUCUUCACCAGCUGGGACCUCUCCACGCUGAACCUGAACCCCUUCCUCGACCAGUGGCUGCUGCGGCCGUACGUGAGGGCGGCAAGGGGCCUCCUCCGGGUCGAGACCGACGUGGUGAUGCUGACGCACCUGAUGCUGUACCUGACCACCUCGGUGCCGAGCGCGGCCUACCUCUUCCUCGGCGGCGGCGGCGGCUUCAACUGGGUUCACGGCCUGCUCCACGCCGCCAUGCAGAUCAGCUACAUGGGCUCGUACACGCUCAUGAUGCACCAGCACAUACACAUGCGCGGGAUCCUGCACCGCCGCCUCGCCUGGAUCGACGCGCUGUUCCCGUACCUGACGGACCCGCUGAUGGGCCACUCGUGGAACUCGUACUUCUACCACCACGUCAAGCACCACCACGUCGAGGGUAACGGGCCAGGCGACCUCUCGUCCACCAUGCGCUACCAGCGCGACGACAUCUGCCACUUCCUCCGCUACGUCGGCCGCUUCUACUUCCUCGUCUGGCUCGACCUGCCGCUCUACUUCUUCCGCAAGCGCAAGCCCCUCCUGGCCGCCAAGGUCAUGUUCUGGGAGUGGGGGUUCUGCGCCUCCCUCUACCUGCUGUACACCGUCAACCCCAGGGCCACCACCUGCGUCUUCCUCAUCCCCUUCUUCCUCCUGAGGGCCGGUCUGAUGGUCGGAAACUGGGGUCAGCACGCCUUUGUCGAUAACGUAGAGCCCGACUCUGACUAUCGCUCCAGUAUAACCCUGAUUGACGUUCCCAGUAAUCGUCACUGCUUCAAUGAUGGCUAUCACACCUCCCACCACCUUAACCCGAUGCGUCACUGGCGAGACCACCCAGCCGCUUUCGUCAAGGCAAAGAAGCUCUACGCUUCCCACGACGCCCUGGUCUUCCACGAGAUCGACUACAUCAUGAUUACCGUGCGUCUCAUGAUGAAGGACUACGAUACCCUGGCCCGGCGCAUGGUUCCUAUCGGCGACCAGAUUGGCCUGUCGAUGAAAGAGCGUGCCGAGAUGCUGAGGAGUCGCACGCGCCAGUUCACCGCCGAGGAGAUGCGCGAGAAAUACAACUUGACGUGA